This is a messenger RNA of Eriocheir sinensis (Chinese mitten crab), 4501 nucleotides long. RefSeq lists its product as uncharacterized. Lineage: Eukaryota; Metazoa; Arthropoda; Malacostraca; Decapoda; Varunidae. The record is from RefSeq and is a predicted model, not a curated record. The transcript is spliced from 3 exons. Gene Ontology annotation, biological process: regulation of transcription by RNA polymerase II. Gene Ontology annotation, cellular component: nucleus. Gene Ontology annotation, molecular function: RNA polymerase II cis-regulatory region sequence-specific DNA binding; DNA-binding transcription factor activity, RNA polymerase II-specific. Bases 609 to 1721 code for a protein of 370 amino acids.
AACGGAUCAACACUUAACAACAACAGCAACAACAACAGCAGCCGAGCAGGUGUUAAACGUGAAACAGGUCCUCGUUGGCUUCAUCGGUGACGUAAGGGUUCCCACGGCUCGCCCAUUGGAGCGUGGAAGUGUGACAUCAGGCUCCGCGUUUGGCAUUGGCUCCGUGGAAGUGACGAGGUGCCUCCGCCGUGGAAAGCUGGCUAACCGCGCUUCCUCAUUGGCUGCAGAUCCGUGACGUCACUCAGGGUAGCUGUGGCGGGGUUUUAACUUGACUUUCAUUGAUAGCGCGGCGGCCGUAGCACAAACAUCUCUGUUGGAGCAGCGCGCGGUGGUGCUAUACAUCGGCUCACUAUCCCACGCAGCAACACAACUUUACCUUCAACACCCUUACCUUCGAAUACCCUUGAGGAACAGAGUGAAGUGCAGCCGAGUAGUGAAGUGCGGCGUGCUGAUUGUCAUUAUCCCGUGCUGAAAGAUAAGUGACAAGUGAGAAAAGAAAAGUAGCGAGAGAAACAGUGUGCGAUUGUGAUUAACCUUACCUCGGGAUGACAUUGAGUCGCACGCGGCGGCUCACGUAUCGAGUGUGAAGGGAAGGAGCGUGGAGGUACAUGAGGAGUAGGAUGUGCCAGGGGACUCUUGAAUGCGGCGGCGAGUGUGGCAACGGCAACAACAACAACACCAGCAACAACAACAACAAUAACAGCAGCAGCAGCAGGAGCACCAAGACCCUCAGCACGUACUCGGGCAGCGUCCAGCCCUCGAGGAACAGCAUGACGAUGGGCGGCGUGCGGGGCGGCUCCACACUGAACGAGGUGGGCGUGGCGAGACACAUCCCGCACUACGCCUCCACGCCACACCUCUUCGUCUACCAGGCUGCCGAGGACGAGGACGAGGUGGACAACAACGAGUCGAAGGAGAUCAAGGAGCCCAUCUACUCCUCCGCCAUUGAUAUCCGCAAAGUGGCGGCCCACAAGGAGGUGGAGGCGGUGCGGCGCAUCAACGAGAAGUACGACUCUCUGCGCGCGCUGACCGACCGGCUGGACGAGACCGAGGACCCACUGGCCGUGACGGAGGAGGACGUGUCGCGCAUUGAGACCUUCUUCCGAGGCCACAAGACGCAGCUGUGGGUAUGCCGCACGAUGGCCAACCUGUACAGCGAGGGCGGCGUGGGCUCGACCCAUGGCACCUGGGAACUCAAGUACACAGGCGUGCCCAUCCUGCUGCUGGACCUGGGAGACACUCGAUCUCGGGAUAAGCGGCGGCUGCAGCUCAUCCUCGCUGAGAAGGGGACAGGCUUUGCCCUCUGGCGGGACGUGGUGGACAACCUUACGUCUUACCGCGCCCAGGAGCCACAGUUCCACACGCUCUACCUGUCCUCCGACCACCGCCGCCGCAUGGGCUUCUCCUUCAACGAGGGUCGCGCCGCCUGCGAGUUUCUGAGCCACAUUGAACGACUCACAGCCGAUCCCGCCAACAUCUCUCUCUCCGGCCCCAGCAAGAAGAAGAACAAGAUCAAGGAGAAGAUCAUAAAGUACAAAGCACCAAAGAAGACGGACAUUUCCUCCCCCUGCAACUUCCAGCACGUGACCACCGUGGAUGCGUGCGACAAGUCGCGGUUCUUCUCCCUGCAGGCGUUCUCAAAGAUGAAGAACGCGCCGCCCCUUCAGCCGCACACGGUGGUGGAGCGCCCUGCCAUCAUUGCUUCGGACACCAAGCAGUAGCGGAGACCAGAGCCCUGCGAUGCAUAUUUCAGUGAGUCCGGAGAAAGGGUGUACAUAUGAACCCCGCGUAGAGUGACAGUUCAGGCGUGUCGGCCAGUGCUCACGGCCCCGCCUGCGAUCCCAGUGCCAAUGCGUAGUUUGACCUAUGAUCCGAGCAUGAUAAAGACGACUGUUAAUCAGGGCUGUCGAUAAUUAAAGACGAGUGUUGGGAGGCUGCCGCUGUGAAAUGCGUGUUUUUUUUUUCUUUUUCUGCAGUGUGACAGUGAAUUAAUGUGUUCAAAAAUGCAGUGCAAGACAGUGGCUCGUCACUUUGGUUAUAUGUGGCAGUGACCGUCAGUGCCCUGCAGCGGCAGCUAAGAAAUGUUGAUGAGGAGCACGCUGUGUUGGAGGAUCACAGACUCUCCACUCCUCCUUUCCGGCAGCAUUCGGAUAACUCAUCAGUGAUAAGGGAUGUCAAAGAAAGUGUUACAGAGUCUUUGUAAAUGUGUUGGACACGUUCCUGCAGCGAUCGUGUUGCGAAACAAUACUCCCGCGUGGACCCGUGGACUGCACACCGCUGCUGGAAGGGUGACAAAUUUCUGCCCUGGCGUGGACCCGCCAGACACAUGACAUUUGAUGUGCUACCACUAGCUGUUGUAGCUUGUGUAGGUUUACUGAUAAUCAAUAUUUAGAUAAUAAAUCGACCGUAUAGAUGCAACAAAAGACCAAUCAUGUAUACAUAAUGAAAGGGGUCGUUGGUGAUUUUUGCCAUAGGAAAAAUUAUGAUAGGAAGCUCUUAACAGAAAAGGAAAUCAAUUAACUUAUAAGUAGCAUAGAGUUGCUCUAAACAUCACCACUUAUACAGUACCGCGCAUGUACUGACAUACAGUGAAUUAUCAGCAAGUUAGUGUGGUCUACUCGUAUAUACCUGGGCAUCUAAUGCAAUAAGUAAGCUCUUAUUUAUCAUAACCCCAAAGCGAUCAAGUCAGCCGAUCAAGGUUGAUCUCCAUCCCAGGCCUCGCGAUGGAGUGAGUCUGUGCAUGGAAGUAAGUGUCCUGAGUCUGUCUGUGCUGCCAGCCUCCUCGUGCCCUACCCGCGUCGGUGUGUAGGGCCGCGGGACGGAGUGACCAGCCCCAGCAGCUGCUACGUGCACCCGAGUAGCCAGCCAUUAAGACUCAUUGAUUAGGAGGACAAGGGAGUCAGUGCAUGUGAACAUCCUCUGCUGAUCCACACACUCCCCGCGCCUUGUUACCACGCUUGAAAACAUGUGUCUGUAGCUUUUUCGAACACCACAAGGUCCAAUUGAUCGUGUGCCAAGGUGUUCAGGCUCUCUGGGUCAAGGGAGUUAUAGGCACGUGGUCACAUGGUUCCCUGAGACCGCGUGUGGGGUGAGGGACGGUCAGGCUGGCGGCACAGGUCCAGGGGUCAAGGUCACGCAAGGGCCACCACCAUUGAUCGUGUUGCUUGGGAAGUGGACUCCUCUAAAGCAAAGUGCAUCUAUGUAGGUUAUACUCGUACUAGUGGGCUUCAUUGUUAUCCGAUAGUGAUCCUGUGAUGUUCAUCCACUCUGUCAUUGUAUCAUCCAUAGCGUCAUCAUCUUGUCUGUCACGUCACGCAUGAUUUCACUUAACAUAUAAACCUGACUUUGAGAAUCAUUACUGUUUUGCAAAAACCUGAAAAUAUAAUAACCGUAAAAGGUGAAUUAUGAAGAGUUGAAUAUAAACGAAUUCUAUAUAUGUUAAGGUGGCGGCAGUAAUGGUGCGUCAGUUAAGCAGCAUUCACCUGAGGAAGGAAGGACCGGUGGGCGCAGGUGUCGGGGGAUGACAAGUGUUCACCUCACCCUUCCCUGCCCCGCCUCCGUGUCAGGGAAAUCCUUGUUAUCACGGCUAGCGAGGGUGUGACCUUGGGCGUGGCUGUCAACGUGGCACUUAAAAAUGUCACUGUUGUCUGGAGGAUCAAACUCAACAAUUAAAAAGAGUAGCAGUGACUUGUGACCUUAUCUUUGUCUCCAGUUUGCUAAUAAGGAUCAAACAGAGAUAUAACGAUGCGCCCACCAGAGUGACGUUGACAUAAAGCCUCCAAGCGUCUGUCCUUACCGUAAUUACUCUUCCUUCCGUCAGUCUGUAAUCAUGUGGCAAUCCCCUGCUCCCACAUUCUCACCUGUAAUGUUUCCGUGUUUCCUGUCUAAGACCUGUUCACGUAAACCCCCAGCCGUAGUGACGACAGCGUUCAGAUAGCCAUAAGCUCAUGUUCUUAAACGUACCUGCGCCUCAGUUCUCCCAUUUGAAAAGCCCCUCGUGGAAGUUGCUGGGAUUUUCAUGGCCUGGUUUGUGCUCCCAGUAAUAGGUUAACACGACCUCUACACCAUGAACGGGGAAUAUCAUCCAUGAAAACCCGGUUAAUCUUCUCUAUGGCCUUGGGUAACAGUCGAAAUGGAAGCCCAAUACGUUUAAAAAUAUGAACCUUAUCUUUUAGCCAUCGUGUCCUAGCGUUUCAGGAUCACCGAGAAAUACUGGAGACUUCUUUCUAUCCUGCAGACAACGAGUAAAUGAAUCCAAUAUGUUUUUCUGGGGUAGUAUAUUAUGUUUUGUACCUGACAGCAGAGCCUCCGUGCGUGUUGUGUGUGUGCGUGUGUGCGUGUAACAUUCCUCAUCUUUUUAUUGCAUCUUCGAAUAUGUUUAUACAGGUAUUAAAAAUUCCUUUGCAGCUUUUUAUAUUAUUCUAGCUGUGUAUGGUGCAAUAUAUACAAGGGAUAAAGCUACCAUACAUGUGUGUACAGUGUAAAUAAAGAUACGAAUAAA